Molecule: messenger RNA, 1964 nt
Organism: Eriocheir sinensis (Chinese mitten crab)
Lineage: Eukaryota; Metazoa; Arthropoda; Malacostraca; Decapoda; Varunidae
Product: dual specificity protein phosphatase 3-like
Exons: 11
Coding region: 689-1450 (253 amino acids)
Biological process (GO): negative regulation of MAPK cascade; protein dephosphorylation
Cellular component (GO): cytoplasm
Molecular function (GO): MAP kinase phosphatase activity; protein tyrosine/serine/threonine phosphatase activity
Source: RefSeq, a predicted model, not a curated record
AAGCCUCAUCAUUAGCGGAGUCAGUCUUCCAUAGCGCCAGUGGAUGAGCAGGUGUUGCUCUUGUUCGCCGAAUUUUCAUGUAGUGCUUUGAUGACUGAUUAAAUCAAGCAACUAUUGCAUCAGAGAUGUCCAAGGAUGAUAAUAACUCACUGCCAGAUAACAUCCGACACAUGAAAGACACUGGUCAGCCAGCGUGAUUUGGAGUAGCAGACACAGCCACAUCUGAUGCAUCACACUCCACAACAAACAGGAUGACAUGAACAAUGCUAUUCAGUGCAGCUUUUCCAAGCUUAUUCUUCAAAGUAUCAGUAGCUGAAAAAGAUUUUUGAGCAAGAGGAAAAGACAUAGCCUUUUAGAGAGGCUGUGCUGUAUCUGAGGAUUCCAGCAUCCACAUAGCAUACCUAGAGUCAUCCUCCUCCAGCGAGGGCAGCGCAUGGUGAGGGGCAGCCCAGUGGUGGAGCCUUCCUUCUACACUUGACAUCAGCCUCACUCCAUGCAUUGGCACUAUAGCAAUAUCCUUCUGUUUCCAUGAGAAAGCCACAAGAAAGGAGGCAAGUUCAAGUAAGGAGCGUAAUGGAGGCUUCACUAGUGUUCUAAAGGAAAGUUGUUGGGGAGCAGGCCAGCUAGCCACCUAUCUCCUCUCUCUCCUCCCACUCUUAUAAAGAAAAGACAAUCAUUCAACAGCACCAUGGGGAUGCAGAUGAAUAGCAAUGACAGUGAACUUCCUUCAUAUUUUGAAGAUUUGAGGGAAAUAGUAAUGACUGUGGAGCCCCGCCUCCGCCCUAUCCCUGAGAUGAGGAUGCACGUGUCUCGGUUCUUGGAUGGUGCUGAUAUGGAUGAGGUUUAUCCAGAUCUUUUCCUUGGAGACUGUGAUGCUGCAAUGAAUGAAUCAUACCUCCUCAAGAAUCGUAUCACUCAUGUUCUCAAUGCAGCCGGCAACGCCCACGGCCCAGCUCCAGUAAAGACAGGCCCAAACUUCUACAAGAGUCCAUCUAUCAAAUACUUGGGAUUGAACCUCAUUGAUCUCCCAUUCAUCAAUAUUUCUGUGCACUUUGAAAGGGCUUCAGUGUUUAUUGAAGAAGCUCUUAAGUCAGGCAGGGUCCUGGUACACUGCCGGCAGGGGCGAUCAAGGUCCGCUGCUAUUGUGGUGGCCUUCCUAAUGAUGUAUCGAGGGAUGACGGCUGCUGCUGCCCUCACCAUGAUCAGGAAAAAACGUGAGAUUCGACCAAAUAAUGGCUUCUUACAGCAUCUGGCAAACCUUGACUUGAAACUCUUCCAAAUUAAGCUUGAAAAGAUGAGAGAAGAAUCUUCCUCUUCCUCUGCCUCUUCCUCCUCCUCUUCAUUACCACAACCAUCACCAUUAUCAUCACCAGAACAAAAUAAUAAGAAGGAAAGUGAGUCAAAUGAGGAAGAUGACGACUGUGAGGAAGAAGGUUUUCCUAGGUGCUAGCACAGCCUACUCACACUGGAGGACACACAGCCUGGUAGGCUGUGUGUCACCUAUCCCUGUCCAUAACUGAACAAAGGUCUAUGAAUUCAGCUUACUGGCAGGUGCCGCAGUACUGGGUCACCUUUUUAAGAUACGACUCUGAAACUGCUAGCUGUGUUUGGGCAUAGUGAGGCUCUAUCUCCACUACUAAGUUAGUCCUUCCCAUGCAGAUGAAAUCAUCUUGACAGAUACUACGGUUUACCUCCCACAUCUGUGUGUGUGUGUGCGUGGAUAAAGAGUAAAUUCAAUUGAAUGUAAAAAUAAAUGUAUUAGCAAGUGCUGGGAACUGUGAGCUAUGUGACACCAAAAACUAAAGUGAUGUGGUGACAGAGACUUUUGAGUCCAAGAAUAGUGUAAAACAGGACAGUACAUUCUUGGAAAACUGAUGAUUUUCUGACACUGGGUAUUCAUGACCUAUAACAAUGUCACAAGGAAAGGCACAAGAAUGAUUCUAAAUAAAGUCUUUUAUAAUUAA